GUAUCGGCCGACCUGAAGAACUGCUGUAUAUAACAGAAUACAAUCAUUAAUUUAUCUUCCAAAUUCUCGCAUGGACAUAAGCAACGAGUUCUGCUACAGAGUGGGAAUACAGCUGCGUGGACAACGCAGCUAGGCCUUCAAGAAUCACUGUAGCAGCCACCGCCAUGUACAAAGUUAUCAACUUCCCUAGAUGUUGCCUUGUGUGUUCAGGUCCCCCACAAACUCCACCAGAAAUUUGUGCAUAGUGACUUGACAAGAUGUUUGGGUUUAUGAAAAAAGAUAAGGACAAGGAGGAUGAGAAGAAGAAGAAAAAAGAUAAAAAAGACAGGAAAGAAUCAAAACGUUCCAAAGAUCGGGCCACACUUACUCUAGAUGAACUCAAGAGGUUGGACGAAGCGAGACGCAGCCUCAUAGGCAAGGGACGUAAAAAGAAAGAUGACAAACUACCUAGCGGCAUUACUGCUGAUUACAUGGAACAGUUCAGAUCAGGGCUAGGUAAUGAUCAGUCAGAAGUAGAUCUAACUUCUGCUGGUACUUUUAAAGAGCUUCGAGAGCGAUAUGAAGCUAUGGCAUCAGCUUCAAGCCUCCACAGUGAUUCUAGUAGUGAUGGAAUUUCACUUCGUUCAGGCAUUGGACUGCCACCUAGACCUCCAAAACGUGGAAUCUUGAAAGGGAAAAUGGAUUUAGAGAAUACAGAAUACCAUGGUGUUAAAGGAGACAUAGAUGAUGAAGGUAACCUCUUAGAAAAUACAAUGCAAAAUGAACUUAUUAUGUAUGAAAAUCUCCGUCAAGAACGAGAGAUGGUAGAAGCACAGAGAUCGUCUGUUACAUCCUUAACUAGUGCAAGACGAGUGUCCAAUGGGUCUGGUCCUAUAAGUCCUCGCAGUCCCCCUCAGCAGCUAAUGAGUCCUUUGCGACAACCUCAUCCAAAAGUGGUGGUGGAGCGUAGUCCUGUAGAUGCGUUUGAGCAUCCUAAAAGCCCUCCAGCCACUCCCACUAGUCCUAUACCUGUGGGUGAGAGUGUUGGCCAUCAUCAUACCAAAACAUUUGCUGCUGACUUGAGACUUCCUGCCUUAGUACCUGCUCAGCCACCAGCACCACGCACCCUUACUAUCGAUCGAUCACCAGCUGGGGACUUCGGAUUUUCUCUGAGAAGAGCACAGGUUGUCGAACGUAGCCCUGAUAACACAGAAACACGGCGUACUAUUGUGUUUGCUGAGCCAGGAGCUGUAGGCCGCGCCAAUGUAACUGGGCUGCUUCCUGGUGAUCGGCUCUUGCAAGUGAAUGGUAUUAGUGUAGAAAAUAAAAUAAGGGAUGAAAUUAUUGAGCUUAUCAAGGCAUCACCCAACUGUGUCACCUUAGUGGUAAGUACUUCUAUUACUUCUCAUUUAUCUUGUCUUUAGCCUAUUACAGUUAGUAAUAAUAUGUAUUUGUAU
This is a messenger RNA of Cherax quadricarinatus, 1436 nucleotides long. Its product is annotated as unconventional myosin-XVIIIa. The record is from RefSeq and is a predicted model, not a curated record. Gene Ontology annotation, molecular function: protein-membrane adaptor activity; protein binding. Lineage: Eukaryota; Metazoa; Arthropoda; Malacostraca; Decapoda; Parastacidae. Gene Ontology annotation, biological process: protein localization to plasma membrane. Gene Ontology annotation, cellular component: apical plasma membrane.